AUGGAAAAAUUCCAAACAUUUAGAAGAGAGGUAGAUGACCACUUUUAUGUUCUUGAUUAGCUUAAAUUACCUUUAACAAUUGAAGAGAUCCGUAUUAACACAAUCGAAGAUGCUUGGAAGGUUAUUAAAGAUAUGAAUGUUCGUGGUGCUCCUCUGAUUGCUGUAGUUGCUACUUAGGGUUUACGUAACGAACUAUUUAAUAGAGACUUCAAGAGUGUCGAAGAGCUAAGAAAAUAUGUUUUAUAAGCAGUUGAGUAUCUCCGUACUUCUCGCCCAACUGCAGUCAAUUUGUAGAACGAUACAGAAAGAGUAAGGUAAACUGUCAUAGAUUUCAGCUUACAGCAAAGUGUUGAAGAAAUUUCAUAAUUGUAAUAAUUAAAGUAACAAUUAUUUUAGUUGAUAGACUCUUUCAAUUAGCAAUACAUCGAUGCAUGUAGACAAAUGUCUAUUCUUGGAGUUGAUGCUAUAAUCAAAGACUUUGAAGAAAAGCACCCUGAAUAAGCAGGUUAAAAUGCAAAGCUAAAAGUUUUAACCAUUUGCAAUACUGGUAAGCUUGCUACUCCUGGUGAUGGUACAGCAUUAGGUAUUGUUAGAGAGUUACAUAGACGUGGGCGUUUAGAGAGGCUUUACAUAGCUGAGACUAGACCUUAUAACCAAGGAGCUCGUUUAACAGCAUCUGAAGCUGUUUUAGAUAAACUUCCAGCAACUUUAAUUACAGACAGCAUGGCAGGUUUUUUGAUGCAAUAAGGUAACAUCGAUUUUGUUGUUGCAGGAGCUGACAGAGUAGCUAAAAAUGGAGAUACUGCUAAUAAGAUAGGAACAUACACUUUUGCAGUUUUAGCAAAGCACCAUGAUGUUAAUUUCUAUGUUGCCCUUCCCACCCAAACUAUUGAUGAAAAUACUUUAUGUGGAGCAGAUAUCCAUAUUGAAUAGCGCCCUAAGAAUGAACUAACUCAUGUGAUGGGAGUUUAAAUUGCCCCUACAGAAAUUGAAGUUUGGAAUCCAUCAUUUGAUGUAACUCCAAGCUCUCUCAUCAAACGUAUUUUCCAUGAGGGUGGCGAAUAUGAGUGUGAUAGAAGUUAAGGAAAUUGGAAAUAGAUGGAUGCAUAAUCUUUAAAAAGUAACCUAAUUAACAAAUAUAAUGUAUUUUCAUAAGCUGAAGAGAGUUCUCUUUAGGUUUCUGAAAUUGGAGAUGGAAACUUGAAUUUAGUUUUUAUUGUUUCUACUGAUCUUAAGCAAGUAAUAGUCAAGCAAGCUUUACCUUAUGUUCGUUGUGUAGGACCUACUUGGCCUUUUCCUCUCAAUAGAGCUUUCUUUGAAUACGAAGCACUAAAAUUCCAUAACUAAGUAGCUCCUGAAUUGAUUCCAAAGCCUCUCUUUUUCGACAAAGAUAACUCCUUAAUAGUUAUGGAAUAUUUAGCUCCUCCUUAUAUUAUUCUUAGAAAAGGUUUAAUUCAACGCAUAAAAUAUCCAAAAUUAGCAAAAGAUAUAGCUAUGUUCUCUGCUAAAACACAUUUUUACAGUAGCCCAUUACAUUUAGAUAACAAAACUUAUCGUGAAAAGGUUAGUUUUUGGAGUGAAAAUACAGAAUUGUGUGCUUUGACAGAAUAAGUUAUCUUCUCAGAUCCUUAUGUAGACUCUCACUAUAACAAAUGGACAACACCUCAAUUAGACGAUAUAGUUAAAACUAUAAAAAUUGCAGAUGAUGAAUUAAUAGUAGCUAUUUCUGAGCUUCGUCAUAAAUUUAUAACAUCUAAGGAAGCUCUUAUUCACGGUGAUCUACAUACAGGAAGUAUAAUGGUCACAGAGAAUGAAACUAGAGUUAUUGACCCUGAAUUUGCUUUUUAUGGUCCAAUAGGAUUCGACACUGGCGCUUUUGUUGCUAAUCUAUUCUUGAAUUUCUUUAGUUAAAAAUAACAUGAAAAUGAAGUAAAUUAAAUUUCAGAAUACUCUCAAUGGCUUUUAGAUACUACAGUUAGUUUCUAUACUUAAUACGAAGAAGAGUUCUUAAAUAUCUGGAAUACCAAAUCAAAUGUUUAAAAUGGUGGUGAUUUCCCUCCAAACUUAAUUAACAAAAAUAAUAACAUCAAGAUAGCAAUUUAAAUAAAAUACUUAAAAAAUAUUUUCUAAGACACACUAGGAUUUGCUGCUGCAAAGAUGAUCAGAAGAAUCAUUGGAAUAGCACACGUAGAAGAUUUAGAUUCCAUAUCAGAUCUUGAUGUUCGUUCUAAAUGCGAAAUAGCAGCUAUAAAGUUUGCUAGAUCUCUUAUGGUUAAUAGAAAUUAGUUCAAGAAUAUUUAAGAAGUUGUAGAUUUGGCUAAAGUUUAUUACACUUAAUGA
This is a messenger RNA of Tetrahymena thermophila SB210, 2340 nucleotides long. RefSeq names its product methylthioribose kinase. Lineage: Eukaryota; Ciliophora; Oligohymenophorea; Hymenostomatida; Tetrahymenidae. The transcript is spliced from 2 exons. The record is from RefSeq and is a predicted model, not a curated record. Gene Ontology annotation, molecular function: S-methyl-5-thioribose kinase activity.